UUGAUGAUGAUGAACUCAUCGGUAAAAUAUUUGUUGAAACUAAUGAAUAUAGUGAGGAUGAAUAUGAAUCAUCUGAUGAUGAACUAGAGAAAUCCAAAGGAUUUUUAGUUAUAGGAAAUUCUGAUAAACAACCUAUACUUGAAAUCAAUGAUACCAAA
Molecule: messenger RNA, 158 nt
Organism: Racocetra persica
Lineage: Eukaryota; Fungi; Glomeromycota; Glomeromycetes; Diversisporales; Gigasporaceae
Source: the annotation of a GenBank genome assembly